CCCGAGUCCUAUGACCGCUUCACCUCUGCGCACCGCAGAGUGGAUCCCGCCGCGACGGAGCGGAGGAGCCAGGGAAAUGAAAGCAUGCUGGAGCAGGUGGGAGUCUAGCCGUUCAUCCAUUUCACAGGUCCGCGGACUGGCCUGUGGCGGCCAGAGGGGCUGGCAUCCCCGAACCGAACUCGAUCAUCCCGUAUAGUAACUGCCCGCCUACCCAGACUCGUCUCACCCCGAAGUCUGAGUUUUCUUUCGGUUUCGUCGGACAUUCCUGACCGCCCCCUCAGUCCACUCUGGAACCUGAGGUGGGCGGAGGAAGGAAGUGAAAGCCGUCGAGAAAUUAGCUGGACGUCACACUCUCCGAUCCCGAGUCAGGGAGAGGCGGCCCUAUGAGCUAAACUCCCCUCGAUCCCGGAGAUGAGACCGAGCUCGGGACCCCUGCUCCCCGAGUUCCUAUUUCUGCUAGUGCUGCUGAUUCUGCCAGGAGAUGGCAACGAAGGCAGCGUCACUGGAAGCUGUCCCUGUGAUGAAAGAAUUUCUAAUAACCCACUAUCCUGGCAAAUCAUGGAUCAUUACCGAAAAUACCUGAGAGCCUAUCGUGACUGUCCACCCUACAUCAGGUUUGAGCUAAUUAGAAAGAGCGUAUGUGGGAGCAUCAAAAACCCAUCGGUUCGUGAAUUAAUGAGCUGCUUUGAUAGAGGAGAGUGUGGCUAUGAACGUGGGAAGAGUCGGGUCAACCAGGGGCACUUACUUUUUCCCAGCACUCCAAUUCCUGAGCCCACAGAGUUGGCACCUCCAGAUACGAGCACUCCUGCCCAGAUGCACCUGCCACCUACUCAGCAGUCUACCCAGCAAUUCAAGCUUCCAUCAGGAGUGCUGCCUUUGGACAAAGAGCUCACUCACCUAAAGGAAACCACCACUUUCACUGUGGGUUAUAACCUGGGAAUUGGGUUUAAGGAUGGAGAGAAACAGAGGCAAAAGGAAGAAAUGGAAGGCACUGCAAUUAACAAAUCAGUCAUGGUGGCAGUGCUGUCCCUCCUGGCCAUUGUCUUCAUUCUCACUGGAGUCCUCCUUUAUGUGUUGUGCAAAAGGAGGAGGGAACAGUCUCUGCAGUGCUCUCCAGGUUUGCAUUAUACACCUGUGGCAACAGUCUUCAAUGCCUAAGCCAAGAAUGAAGCUUGUGUGGUCUGGGGUUGUAGCUCAGUGGUAGAGUACCUCCCUAGACUGUGGGAGGCUCUAGGUUUGAUCCUGAGCACAUAAAAAUAAAUAAAAUUAAAGUAUGUGUCCACCUACAA
Ictidomys tridecemlineatus (thirteen-lined ground squirrel) is the source of this 1289-nucleotide messenger RNA. The record is from RefSeq and is a predicted model, not a curated record. NCBI's taxonomy places the organism in Eukaryota, Metazoa, Chordata, Mammalia, Rodentia, Sciuridae.